Musca domestica (house fly) is the source of this 1549-nucleotide messenger RNA. RefSeq names its product delta-aminolevulinic acid dehydratase. Gene Ontology annotation, cellular component: cytosol. Bases 347 to 1333 code for a protein of 328 amino acids. Gene Ontology annotation, biological process: heme biosynthetic process. The transcript has a single exon. Lineage: Eukaryota; Metazoa; Arthropoda; Insecta; Diptera; Muscidae. The record is from RefSeq and is a predicted model, not a curated record. Gene Ontology annotation, molecular function: zinc ion binding; porphobilinogen synthase activity.
AACACAAGCAAGGCAUUUUUUGAUAAAGAAAGUGGUCUUGGAGUCAACACACAAAUUUGGUUUAGCGGAGAAUUUAAUAAAAAUAUUGAAACACGCGAGAAAGCAAUUGAAUCGUAGACCAGGUGGACAAGGCGCGGUGUGGGGUAGUGAAAGUGCAAGUCAAAAUAAAAGUGCAAACGCUAAAUAAAAACACACUUUUGAAGACUGACGACGGCCUGACUGAAUUUUAUUACUUAAUCAAUAUUUGAAGAAGUAAGCAGCCGGCAACAAUAAUAGCUAGCUGAGUAGCAAAGGAGAUAGCAUUUUAUAUUACGACACUAAGAAAAUCUCAACAUCAUCAAUUAACAUGGAUAAGAAACUUCACAGUGGAAUUCACCAUCCUACUUUGAGGCUACUACAGGAAUCUGGAUGUGAAAUAACACCACAUAAUUUGAUGUAUCCAGUGUUUCUGGUGUGUGAUGAUGAUGCACUGCAGCCCAUUGAAAGUAUGCCCGGGCAAGCCAGAAUGGGUGUAAACAAACUUAAGGAGCAUUUGGAACCCUUGGUGGCGAAAGGUUUAAGUUCAUUAUUACUUUUUGGUGUGGUCGAUUGCGAUAUGAAAGACGAAAACGCAAGUCACGCUGACUCGAAAGAGAAUCCAGUCGUGAGAGCUUUGCCUUUGCUUCGCAAAUGGUUCCCCAACUUGUUGAUAGCAUGUGAUGUGUGUUUGUGCCCGUAUAUGUCGCAUGGUCAUUGUGGCAUACUGGAUGAAAAUGGUUUGCGCAAUGAGGAUAGUAUAAAACGUCUUGCUGAAGUUUCGGUGGCAUAUGGUAAGGCAGGUGCUCAUAUUGUGGCCCCCUCAGAUAUGAUGGACAAUCGCAUAAAAGCAAUUAAGGAAGGUCUGAUAGCUGCCAAGUUAGAGAAUCGUGUUUCUUUGCUAUCCUAUUCUGCCAAAUUUGCCUCCAAUUUCUAUGGACCCUUCAGAGAUGCUGCCAAAAGUGCUCCCGCCUUUGGCGAUCGCCGAUGCUAUCAACUGCCAAGUGGGUCAAAGGGAUUGGCAAUGCGUGCCGUUCAAAGAGAUGUCAUCGAGGGAGCUGAUAUGCUAAUGGUUAAACCGGGUAUGCCUUAUCUGGACAUUUUACGCCAAACAAAAGAUACAUUUCCCAGCCAUCCCUUGUACGUCUACCAGGUAUCUGGUGAAUAUGCCAUGCUCUACUAUGCGGCUCAGCAUGGAGCUUUUGAUUUGAAGCAAGCCUUAAUGGAAUCGAUGAAAGGUUUCCGUCGUGCCGGUGCUGAUUGCAUUAUAACUUAUUUUACACCACUAUUGUUGGAUAUUUUGCUGGAAGAGAAAUGAUAUACGGAGACAAAGGACAAUACAACUCCGUUGAAGUUGAAAUAAGUGUACUUAUUACAUUAAUAUAUGUUUUUAAAUGGGUUCCUAACAAUUUUCAAUAUACAUUGGUAUAAUAUUAAAUGAGGAGAUAAUAAGAGGGCAUUUGGUGUACAAUUCAAUAUAGUAGUCUAGUGCAAUAAAAUAAAAUCUAUAUUCAUUGUCACAAAUUUAAUACAA